Molecule: messenger RNA, 520 nt
Organism: Oncorhynchus nerka (sockeye salmon)
Lineage: Eukaryota; Metazoa; Chordata; Actinopteri; Salmoniformes; Salmonidae
Product: lipopolysaccharide-induced tumor necrosis factor-alpha factor homolog
Exons: 4
Coding region: 1-501 (166 amino acids)
Cellular component (GO): nucleus; cytoplasmic side of lysosomal membrane; cytoplasmic side of late endosome membrane
Molecular function (GO): zinc ion binding
Source: RefSeq, a predicted model, not a curated record
AUGGACACAUCAUUGAAGUCAGAGGAACCGUGUGCUAACCCUCCUCCCUACUUCCUACCAGUCCAGGGUAAAGGAGAUGACAUGAGGAUCUCUCCCUUCACUCCUCCUCCACCUGGUGCUAUGGGUGGUAGCUUCAUCAACCAGACCGCUACUGGUGGUGCUAGCCCCCCGAGGCAGAGGUUUGUCCAGCACUAUGAGACAGAGCUGGGUGAUUCUCCUGGUCUCAUCAGAUGUCCUUCCUGUCAGAACCAGGUGAUGAGUGAUGUCACUCACCACUCUGGAACCUUCUGCUGGACCAUGUGUCUGGUGUUCAUCCUCUGUGGGCUGCUGCUGGGAUGCUGUCUGAUCCCCUUUGUCUUCAAGAGUUUCAAGGAUGCCCAUCACACCUGCCCUCGCUGUCGCAUGGUCCUUCACAUCCACAGGAAGAGCUGUUGCCCCAUGAGCUCUGAACCCUCCUCCCUGACCCCCCGCCUAGGGUCAGGGCACCCCGGUCACGCCUGAUAUGGAGGGGGGUGGUGUG